Molecule: messenger RNA, 1010 nt
Organism: Nicotiana attenuata
Lineage: Eukaryota; Viridiplantae; Streptophyta; Magnoliopsida; Solanales; Solanaceae
Exons: 6
Coding region: 1-759 (252 amino acids)
Source: RefSeq, a predicted model, not a curated record
AUGAAUGAUUUUGAAAGAGGAUCAGAUGGCUCUAAAGGAAAGGAGAAGGAGUACCAAUUAAAGAGGGGUCCUCAAAAUUCAUUUCAAACUCGACCAAUCCCCGCUCUACAAUGUUGGUUGUUGGAUCAAGCUCAGCAGCAAACUGUGGCGCAAAAUGAUGACAUAACCGAACUGGAAGAAGCAGGAACACUGGUGGAAGAAGCAGGAACACUGGUGGAAGAAGCAGAAUUACUGGUGGAAGAAGCAGAAUUACUGGAGGAAGAAGUUAAGCAAAAGGCUGAGAGAAUAGCGGAGUACCGAGGCAUAAUUCUUGCUCAGCUUGAAACUGAUAUCUCUUCCAUUUUUGCGGCUCAAAGACCCGUGUUGGGGACCCGUUUUGACAACGGAUCCGUAUUCAAUCUGGGCCCUCUAGUGAUCCCUGCAGCUCCGGAAUGUAGUAAAUCACUAUGGUACCAUGAUUAUCCCACUGUUUUUUGGAUAACUGAGGAAUCCCCGAGGGCGAACUACUUACACGGAAUAAUGAAUGGUUGCUCGAUAUCUCUCUUAGAUGUUGGAGGACCAACUAAUAUUGCCAUGUUAGCUGGAGAGGAGCGGAAAGAAGCUGAGAAAAUACAGCUCCUUAAAAAGAAGAAUUUGGAGAGUGCUUCCGCUAUACCCGUUGCAUUAAAUAGGAUGAAGGAUUGUAUGGCAAGGAUUGAUAAACUACAAUCAUGCAACGGAGUCAUACAUCCUACCUUUAAAAGGAAAAGGAGUAGCUGACGAGCCUCUGCUAGCUAAAUCUGCUUGAGGUUAUGAUAUUAGCUCACAAUCUAGAAGAUUUUCAAGAUCUGCAUUCGGCGUAACAGUAUAAAACUUUGUGAAGCUGACAUGAGCAUAAACUGAUUGUGUAGUUGUUGAAAAGGAUGAAGUGUUUGGUUUGUUUUUUGGCUAUCCGAGUCAUAUAUUCCACUUUUGACAACUUAUUUUGGCAUCAAAUGGCAAUAUAUUGCAUUCACGCUAUUCUUUUCCUU